AAUUGUGAAUAAAUCUCACCCCCAUCUCCCUCUACCUCUCAUCUCACCCUCCCUCAUUUCUCUCUCUCACACACACACGGAGAAAGAACAGCAUUCAUUCCUUUACUAAACAGGAAACUUAUCUAGUAGGAAUUAAAUCAGGCGUUGUUUCAGUAGAGUUUCGAUCGCUCUAGAUCUACCGGUUUCCAUGAGCACCCAAGGAGCCUCAACCUCAUCACCGUCUUCUUCAUCAACGCCUCGGUGGACAUACGAUGUCUUUCUCAGUUUUAGAGGCGAGGACACCCGUAAAAACUUUACGGAUCAUCUAUAUAAUGCUUUGAAAAAUAAAGGCAUUGAGACCUUUAGAGACGAUGAAAAACUUGAGAGAGGAAAAUCCAUCUCACAAGAGCUCGUGAAAGCUAUAGAAGAAUCGAGAUUUGCUAUUGUUAUUUUCUCCAUAUACUAUGCAUCUUCAACAUGGUGUUUGGAUGAACUAGAGCAUAUUGUUAGAUGCAGGAAAGAGAAAGGAUUGGAAGUUUUUCCAAUUUUUUACCAUGUGGAUCCAUCUGAUGUACGAAAACAGAAGGGAACUUUUGCAGAAGCAUUUGAUAAAUACAAAGAAAGUUGGAAGGACAGCAUAGAGAAGGUUGAAACAUGGAAAUCUACUUUGACAGAAGUGGCUAAUCUCUCUGGUUGGGAUUUACGAGAUAGGCAUGAGUCAGAAUUUAUCCAAGAAAUUGUUGAAGAGAUGAUAAAGAAAUUGAAUUCAAAAUUCUUAAUCAGUAACGAAAGCCUUGUAGGAAUAGAAUCCAUUGUGGCAGAAUUGAUCCCUUCGUAUUUAGAUUUUGGGAAUAAUGUUUGCAUGAUAGGGAUUUGUGGUAUGGGGGGAAUUGGAAAGACUACACUUGCUAGAGUUGUUUAUCAUAUGCAUUCUGAUAAAUUUGAAGCUUCUAGUUUUAUCGCUGAUGUUAGGGAAAAGUCGGAAAAAGGUGGUUUGUUUGAAUUACAAAGAAAAAUUCUUCAAGAUUUGGGGGUAACAAAUACAAAUAUAUCAGAUGUUCAUCAAGGAGUUCCCAUAAUCAAAAAUUGGUUACUUCGUAAAAAAGUUCUACUCGUCCUAGAUGAUGUUAAUCAUGUGCAGCAAUUAGAAAAAUUGGCUGGAGAGCGUCACUGGUUUGGAUUGGGGAGUUGGAUCAUUAUAACAACUAGAGAUAAAAAUGUGUUGGUUGCACAUGGAGUUCUUAAAAUAUAUAAGCCUAAUGGACUAAAUAAUGAUGAUGCCUUAAAACUUUUUUAUUCGAAAGCCUUCAAAAAUGAGCAACCCAGAGAAGAUUAUAUGCCACUCUCUCAGGAAGUGGUAAAUUAUGCUAAUGGUCUUCCAUUAGCUCUUGUUAUUUUGGGUUCCUUUUUAGCUGGAAAAACAAGAGAUGAAUGGCAAAGUGCAUCGAACUAUUUUAAAAAAAAUCCUCCAAAAGAAAUAUUUGAUAUACUUAAAAUAAGUUUUGAUGGACUAGAGGAUGUGUGGCAGGAGGUAUUCUUAGAUAUUGCAUGCUUCUUUACAAAAUGGAUAAAAGAGAAUGUAAUACAUAUAUUAGAGAAUUGUGGGGUUGAUGCAAGAAUUGCUAUAAGAGUUCUCAUGGAUAAAUCUCUCCUAACUCUUAAAUAUAAAUUUGGUUGUGAGCAUUUGGGGAUGCAUGAUCUACUAAUAGAAAUGGGUCAAAAAAUUGUUCGUCAACAAUCAGGUGGAGAGCCUGGAAAGCAAAGAAGGCUGUGGCUUUUGGACGACUUGUUUCAUGUAUUGGAGAACAAUAUGGUAAGAAGCUAUAAUUUUAUUUUUGCAAAUAAGAUUGAGUAG
Messenger RNA from Quercus lobata, 1834 nucleotides. RefSeq names its product TMV resistance protein N-like. NCBI's taxonomy places the organism in Eukaryota, Viridiplantae, Streptophyta, Magnoliopsida, Fagales, Fagaceae. The record is from RefSeq and is a predicted model, not a curated record. The coding region runs from base 188 to 1834 and encodes 548 amino acids. Gene Ontology annotation, biological process: defense response; signal transduction. The transcript has 3 exons. Gene Ontology annotation, molecular function: ADP binding.